AUGAGUCGAUCGCAGGAUACUGUCAUCGAUGAUGACGAAGAGACAUGCCCUUUAUGUAUCGAAGAGUUUGAUCUUUCCGACAAGAAUUUCAGACCGUGUCCUUGCGGCUACCAGAUAUGCCAGUUCUGUUUCAAUAGUUUGAAAGUCCUGAACGAUAAGAGCACCUGCCCCAACUGCCGACGGCCGUACGAUGAAAAGACGAUCCAAUACAAGAUCCCUACGGCAGAGGAGUUCAAGCUUGACCAGUUGAACAAAAACAAGAAGCAGGCAGCUGCUAAACGGAAAGAAACCGAGAAACGCGAGAUCGAGACUUCCGUACGACGGAACCUAGCUGGUGUUCGAGUCAAACAACAAAACCUCGUCUAUGUCAUUGGUCUGAUACCAUCGGUCAAGGACGAGCAGUCUCUUCUGCAGACGUUACGUGGUCCAGACUAUUUCGGUCAGUACGGCGAGAUCGAAAAGAUUGUUGUCAGCAAGCCAAAACCAGGAGUGACCAGCCAGGGCAUUGGUGUCUACGUCACAUAUGCACGUAAAGAAGAUGCGGCGACAUGCAUAAACAGUGUUGAUGGCUCUCUCAACGGUGAUCGGGUCCUGCGGGCUCAGUUUGGAACCACGAAAUAUUGUUCCGCUUUCCUGCGCGGCGAGGUUUGCAACAACAAAAACUGCAGCUUCUUGCACGAGACUGGAGAAGAUGGCCAAAACAGCUCCUUGCAGAACGAGUCGCAUGGCGUGAAAGUUAGACCAACGUCCAGCCAAGUGGUCCCCCCUGCAAGACCGUUAUCUGCUGCUCAAGUCACUCAACCUAUGGUACGGCAGAGUAGCAAAGACGACGAAAAUAGUAGAAAGGACAGUCACGAUGGUUCGGCACUUCCGUCCACGGCAAGUUGGGCCAAUGCCAAUGCUCCUGUGGCUCGAACGAGACGAGCAAGUCAAGCAAAUAGCCGUGCUACCCCAAGUCCUCAGAUGGUCCACGCUACUCCAGCCAUUCAGAAAGCCGACGAGCCCAAGACGAAAGAGGCUACAAGCCAACCAUCACAGGCCACAUCCGUCAAGAAAGUGCCCACCAAGACCUCACCACCUACUUCGAAACCAAAACCCAAACCAGUCGAUCCAAUUCAAGAACAUUUCGAGUCAGUCUUGCGAAGUAUAUCCCCAUAUGCAGCUUUCAAUUACGACGACUCUUGCCUCAGCCCAGAAGUUCGAGCUGCUGUUGCUGACAUGCCACCUUUCAUUGACCCCUAUGGUGGACUCAAACGCCGGGCAAUGCGCGAAAGAGAAGAGCUUGAACGUUUGAAGCAUGAAACCGAAGCAAAGGCCAAGCUUGAGGCUCAGGCCACGUCAACGGCCGAAGAUGCCCUCGAUGAGGACAACAUGGUAGCCGGGAGCCUCGCGCUGGGAGGUGAACCUGAAGACGAUCCUAGAAGUUCUUCGGCCCGUGGCGCAAUCGGUCGUCCAUCUCAAACGUCCGAUAAUGCCCGCAGUCUAACCCCUCAACAACGACAGCAACUUGCUUUUCUGAACGCUGGUGGCAGUCAGGCCCCAGGCCUUGGUCAAAACACUGCUUUCGAGAUGUCCGACUUUGACAGACGUGGUCCUCAAUACAGUCAAGCUCAAUAUGAACAGAUUAGCAAUCAUCAGCGCCAUGGUUCACGGUACUUCAACAACGAUGCCAAGACCAGCAACGCCAACCGAUUUCAAUCGACCCAGUCCUCCUUCUAUUCGAGUGGUGUUCAGGGACCACCUCCUGGCCUGCCUACUGCUGGAACCCCUCCGGUGAGCGGUGGCGGCAUGUUCGCGCAUGGCCAAAACUUCACGAACCCGGGUUUCGGUGCUUCUAAAGACACAAAUGCUGAGGUUUAUGCGAGGAAUAGAAGUGGGACAAAUCAGGGUCAUGAGAUUUCUAAGCGUGAGUUACUCCUUUCUUUGCAAAACAAUCCCCUUCGUUCACCUCCAUUACCAGCCCCUGCCCCUGGCGUCCUAAACCAGCUGUAUGGUCAAUAUCAAGGAGCAUACCAAGACCCUGGUCUUGUAAAGCAGAGGAAGAAGGGGAAGAAGCACAGACAUGCUAACACUUCCUCUUCAGGAGGCGGUGUAGAGCAUCUUGCAGACCCGAGCAUAGUCUCCACUCGCAUGCACCAGGGCAACACCACAGGGCAGGGGCUUUUUGGAGGUCAACAAGUAGACGAAAAGAACUUUCCACCGUUGCCUCUUCGCUUGGACACCCAGCCAACGCCUUUGCAUUCCCGAGUCUCAUCUCACCAUAGCUUGGGUUCUGGGGUUCGAUCAUCUACCCCCAAAGUUCCUCCCGGCUUCGAGCGAAUAUCGACUCCAAAGAUUCCGCCAGGGUUUGAGUUGUCCCACGCCCACCCGCCAUUUUCACGGCAUGAAUCACCUUUCGGUCCACAGACUCCUGCUGAAAGGAGUGUCUCCAGAGCCUCGGGAGCCAUUGCUCCUGCUGUCCCUCUGGUUCCACUAGGUCCCCGUCCAAGUACGCCUCAAACAAAGCGCUCCGAGACCCCCAGGGAGGAUAAAAAGGAUACCGACGUCGAAAACUCAGGCGUUCGCCUUCGAAAGCAGAGAAACGAAGCUAGUGAAAUUAGUCUAGGAUCGCCCAAGCUCCGGCCCUCACAGUCCAAAAACACAGUCAGUCAAUCGGCUGACUUAUCUACGAAGGCCGAAGAAAAGCUGGCAAAGCAUGAUGAAUCCCCUUCCAAGUCGCCCACCACGAAGGGCAAGGGAAAGGACAGCAGUGAGAAACCAGGAAAGAUUGAAAUUCCCCCUUCCCCGGCUGGCCCUGCAACAGGUAUCCAUGCCCCGAGCUCUGCUCCCGAAAAGUCUUCGACCCCAACAAUAGAUUCGAGCGUCAUAGGAACACCGGGGACGAUGAGCCCUCGGGCCUCUACACCGGUUGCCACAACGCCUUCGGAGGCAUCCAAACAGUCAGUGUCAAGACCUAGGACGUUGCGACUGACCACAGGUUCGACGUCGAAAAUUUCUGAGCAAAUUCCAGCAUCAUUGGCCAUGGAAAAAGCGGGUGGCUUCCCUCCAAUCUCAGCGGGGAAGAAAGGCUCCAGACGACCGUCGCUGUCUUCAGUCCAGCACAGUAGACCAUCGACCCCUGCAAUAUCAGAAAGACUAUCCCAUGACGCUUCGCGAGCGAGCAGUCCACCUCCUAGCAUUGUUGGCUCAGCGCCCGAACGGAACAAGACCAAGGCUCAGCAGAAAAAGGAUCGCAAAGAGAAGGCUAAGAAGGUAUCUGAAACCACCGAGUCCGCAACCACCUCCACAACUCCAGUUGUUGAAGAAGUUGCCCCUGUCAUUGCUAGACAGAAGAAGCAGAAGAAAAAGGUUGAAAACAAUACAGCAGCCAGCGUAGCCGAGACAAAGAUCCCGAAACAGCAAGAGCCCGUCGAAAAGGCGAAAGCAGAGACUGUCAAUAAAAAGGCACCACUCCAAACACAGGAGAAGGAGAAAAGCAACCACGCCGCAAAGGUAGAAAAAGCCAUCCCUUCUCCUGCACCUUCGACGCCUCAAGAAGAGCCUGCGCCAAAAUUGGAAGAGGUUGUACAAAAGCCUUAUACUCUCCGUGAUCUGUACAAUGAAGCAGGGAAAGCUGCAGAACACGCGGACAGCACUGGGACCGUACAGAAAUUGCUAGGUGAACAUGUCUCGCCAAUGCCAAAGAUAAUUCAAUCUUUGAUUCAGUCCGGGGAUCUCUCUAAAGAUCAUCCAUGGCUAAAUCCUCAAAACUUCAACACAGCAACGUACAAGUUGCCACCUGACAAUCGCCGUGGACAAGAAUAUCUGGAUGCGACUGGCCACAGUGCGACUUCGGCCUUCGGGUAUGUCUACUUGCCUAUCAAGGAGAAACAGUCUCUUCGAGACAGUCAAGCGGUCAGUGUCGCUGAUGCUGGCGACCGGGCCAAUGAUAUAUUGAAGCGAUGCUUUGUGGCACCGAAUGGGUGGGUCCUCCGACAUCUCUCCGCGGAUGAGGAGGCCAAGCUUGUUGAGCUCGAGGAGCGUCGACAGAUGUACAUGGCAGAGUUCGGUGACGUGGGCACCAUGACCGGACUCGGCGUUCUGGAACCGAACGACUUCACCAACCUUGGAGGUGGUCUGGACCGACUUAGCCGACAUGGAGAACGACAUGGAAUAGUAUGGGUCAUGGGUGAAGGCGAAGGUGAUUUGGGUGAAGAUGAUGAAUUCGAACCAUAUGACGGCGAAGACGACGAGUUUGAUGGCGAGCUCGGCUUUAGUGAAGACGACGAAGAGGUCUUUGAUGAUGAAGGACUCGAAGAUGAUCCCGAAGGCGGAUUUCGAGACCAUGUCACUAUGCCUGGUGCGUGGGACAAUCCACCACGCCCGGCCAGUGGAAGGUUCACCUCUCUCCCAGGACUGGGACCGCACUCCAAGACUACAGCACCACUUAGAAUGCCUGGCACAUCUGCUCCACAACCCUCAUCGGCGUCGCGAACAGAUAACAAUGCUGGCGGAACUGGACAUGGAGGCCCGGGGCAAAGUAGUACGUCCAACGUUGCUGUUAAUCUUCGCGUUCUGGACCAAGAUUCGCUUCAACGACGUGUGGUCGAGAAACAAAAGGAGCUAGAGCAAGCGAAGAAGGACAUGGAAAAACUUGAGAAGAUGUGGAAUAAGAAGAGCAAGGAUAUUGCGCGAUAUCGCGAAGGGUAUGCAUUGCCUUCUCGAUACCAUGAGAGUGAGAAGCAUUACGGGCCGGCAUCAAGUGUUGUUCACAGAUUCACGAUCAGCGAGGCCACUCGCGAAACGUUCUGUGAGCGUGUGAGGAUAAUUGAUUCAUAUGCCCGAGCAACAAAGGAGCAACGAGAUGCAGCCGAACAACUGGCAGAACAGAACGACAAGCGGGCCGUGCCCACGACUGCAGUCAAUGGAAUGACUACCUCAUCUCAGGUGGAGUGGACAGUUCCUGAGCUGACGCCAUACGUGAGGACCCGAUACUAUAUGGCAGGUAACCUGCCAGUACCAGAACCACAAGGCGAGCCUCUUUUCACUUUUCAAUUGCCCGUGGAGAUAAAGGGACCGCUGAAUUUUUGA
This is a messenger RNA of Exophiala spinifera, 5070 nucleotides long. RefSeq lists its product as uncharacterized. Gene Ontology annotation, biological process: protein ubiquitination. Bases 1 to 5070 code for a protein of 1689 amino acids. Lineage: Eukaryota; Fungi; Ascomycota; Eurotiomycetes; Chaetothyriales; Herpotrichiellaceae. Gene Ontology annotation, cellular component: CCR4-NOT complex. The record is from RefSeq and is a predicted model, not a curated record. Gene Ontology annotation, molecular function: metal ion binding; ubiquitin-protein transferase activity; nucleic acid binding. The transcript is spliced from 5 exons.